Molecule: messenger RNA, 2104 nt
Organism: Lentinula edodes (shiitake mushroom)
Lineage: Eukaryota; Fungi; Basidiomycota; Agaricomycetes; Agaricales; Omphalotaceae
Product: major facilitator superfamily domain-containing protein
Exons: 13
Coding region: 317-1654 (445 amino acids)
Biological process (GO): transmembrane transport
Cellular component (GO): fungal-type vacuole membrane
Molecular function (GO): transmembrane transporter activity
Source: RefSeq, a predicted model, not a curated record
AUGAAAACAUAACGUGGCCGGUCAAAGCUAUCUUGAUCUCGCCGGAUCGGGAAACUGAACUUGUUAAUAAACGUCGGGCCGUGCUUGGACCGUGCGCAAACACUCGACUCUGAAACUUUCAUUAUCACGCUACGCUCUUGGGACCCAGAAACAAAUGAAAGGCGAAUUACCUCAGUAAAGGCGUACGGCCACCUACAGUAUACUCUAAAUUUUCGGAUUAGUCAUUUGCUAUGACAAAAUACCGCGAAACUCGCAAGAGGCUUUUCUCUCAACCGCACGGGGUCUCACUUUUCAUUCUCUCCCUCAUCCUCUCAACAUGUCUACCAAUAUUUCUCGGACAGCUUCUCUUGAAACUGUUCGUGAACUUGGUCUUCCGAUAGACGAGAAGAAGGAUGGAGACAGCAGAAAUGAAACUAACAUUGACAAGAACACUGUGGGAACGGCGGGAGAAAAUGUAGAUGACUUUCCUGAUGGUGGCUUAAGGGCUUGGUCUAUGGUAUUAGGUACAUUUCUAUCCGCUUUUGCGACAUUCGGAUUCGUAAAUUCAUGGGGGGUAUUCCAGUCUUACUACGAGCAAACGAUUUUGAAGGAUUCUUCGCCCUCUGAUAUCGCUUGGAUAGGCUCCGUACAGUAUGCCCUGAUUUUCCUUCCCGGACUUAUAACUGGACGCAUGUUCGAUAUUGGCAUCUUCAAAAUCCCGUUCGCUGUAGCUAGUCUGGUGUUGGUCGCAACAAGUAUGCUCACCGGUCAGUGUACUGAGUACUGGCAAUUCAUACUUUGUCAGGGAGUUGCUCUCGGGUUGGCAUGUGGUACUCUAUUUGGACCGUCUAUGGGAAUAAUAGGCCAUUGGUUCAAGAAGAAACGGGGACUCGCUCUCGGUAUCAACGCCUGUGGGUCUUCUCUUGGUGGAACCCUCAUCCCAAUUGCAACUAGGAGGCUUCUUGUCGAAGUUGGCUUUCCCUGGACCAUGCGAAUCUUAGGCUUCCUCAUGCUCUUUGUCCUCGCCUUCCCGAAUCUCCUCCUUGCUAGACGAUUGCCCCCAAAACGAAUAUCGGGGGGGAUGUUAAACUGGGCUGCGUUCAAGUCGGCACCGUACUCGGCUUACUGCGCGUCUUCCUUAGUUGCAUUCUUGGGACUAUACACCGUACUCACCUAUAUCGAUAUCAGCGCUUCUGCAGCGGGCAUCGAUGAAGACUUCUCGUUCUACCUUGUUUCGAUCGCCAAUGCUGCCUCCGGUUUCGGUCGCCUGUCGUCUGGAAUUGCCUGCGAUAAAAUAGGUGGAAUCAACUUUAUGGCGCCGAUGACACUAGUUGCGGCUGCAUUGACAUAUGCCUGGCCGUUCGCUACUACAAAAGCGGAUUUUGUCGUCGUUGCGAUCAUUUACGGAUUUGCUUCAGGCGUAUACGUUUCUUGUUUCCUUAUGCCCAUCUACGAAAUGUCUGACGUACAUGACAUCGGUCGACGUACGGGGAUGAUUAUGAGCAUCGGAGCUAUCGGAGCUCUUCUAGGUCCUCCCAUAUCUGGCGCCAUAAACACAAACACUGGAGGAUACACCGCUGUGGGGUAUUACGCCGGUUCAAUGAUUGUUGUUGCAUCAGCGCUUAUGGUCCUUACUCGACAGUUAUUCCUCAAGAAAUUAUGGGGAAAAUUCUGAAUGCGGCUUUACCCCCGAGUUACUAGAAUUGCUGGACCGCGAUACGUGGAUGAAUCCGUUCAAACCCACGACGCGAUGGACCUUCCUAUCGACUAUCUAUCCAAUCACAUUUACGAUUGGAACACUUGCCUCAAUUAGGCUCUAUCUGACCUCUACCACACGUAAUCUCAACAGAGGAAUAUCAUACAUAUUGCACGCUGUAUCCAUCUCCACACAGACCACUCACGGCAUUUAGAUGUUAAUAUACGUUCGUGAUAUUUUAUGUAGCAUAUUUGUCACGUUAAUGAAAUGAUACUGAUUUCUCAUUUUUGUGGGGUCAAAUAGCGGAGAUGGUUCGUUGCAUGAGUCGCGCCUGAUCCCAAGGGCCUAAAUUCUAAUGCCUUUUGUCGUUUCUUCGUUUAUGUCGUUGCUACUCCCAAUGAACGGUUAUUAAUGAAAUAGGAGAAUGCC